Messenger RNA from Schistosoma turkestanicum, 711 nucleotides. NCBI's taxonomy places the organism in Eukaryota, Metazoa, Platyhelminthes, Trematoda, Strigeidida, Schistosomatidae. The record is from the annotation of a GenBank genome assembly.
GCUAUUUGUAAUCGGAAAUGCCUCUUUUCCAAAGAAAAUUCACUGUACCAAAGUUUCCUGCUCGAAAAGCGUCUAGUAUGACAAAUUUAUCACAUUUGGACUCAACUGCUAGAAGUCAAGAGUUCAGUAUGGAUUUUGGACCAGUUAGAACACGUUUAAGUGGACGUGAUCUUGUUUUCCGUAAUGGACAAUGGAUCAUUGAAGGAGAAAAUGGAAUGCUAAAUGAUGAAUCUGGAAAUGCAACUCAAUUGGGCCGUGAAACAUUUCGUAUUAAAAAAGAAAAUCAUCAAUUAAUUGAAGAAAAUAAUUUGUUAAAGUUGAAAAUUGACAUACUCUUAGAUAUGCUUGCUGAAACUACAGCUGAAGUACAUUUACAAGAGAACGAAAUUGAAAAUCUACGCAAUACAUUGCACAAAAAACCAAAUACAACAAUUCAAGUUUCUUAAUUAUAACUGUUGUUACUAUUGAAAAAUUUUUACAAUAGAAUAAUUAAAUCUGUACGAAAGCUUUAAUGUGAUAAAACUUUAUCAGCGAUUAUAAUUAUAAUAUGAGCUAAUUACUUAUUAAAAAAUGGAAUAUUUACCAACUCCUUGUUAUUGCUAAAUUGAAAGCUAACAACAUAUCAUUCUUAGUUUGCAUUUCGUCGAUCUCUCUUUGCAUUCUCUUACUAGUAAUAUAUCUAUUUGGUUUGUAUAAAUGUUGUGAAUAAAU